CAAUCCUCAGCCCUUCAAGCCCGCAUCAACGAGAAGAAAGUCGAGCUCGAAUCUCUGAAACAACUACGCGAUCUUUCGGCAGGGCUCGCGGGUCAGAUGCAGCAAUUGGAGGAGAAGCUCUCGACUUUGAGCAAUGGUACGGAAGCUGUUGCAGCGGUCAUGGGAAAUUGGAAUACGGUGCUGAGGGCUGUGUAUAUGGCGAGUGGUGCCAUACCAAAACCCAAGGACGAAGAGGAGCAAGCAAAUGGGAAAGCGGAGGCCGUUGAACCUGCUCUGCCGCAGACUUUGGUCAGGAUCCCGAUCCAGCAAGCGGAGGCUGCGCAGCGAGAGAAAGAG
Zymoseptoria tritici IPO323 is the source of this 336-nucleotide messenger RNA. RefSeq lists its product as uncharacterized. Lineage: Eukaryota; Fungi; Ascomycota; Dothideomycetes; Mycosphaerellales; Mycosphaerellaceae. The annotation marks the transcript as partial. Gene Ontology annotation, cellular component: DASH complex; mitotic spindle; mitotic spindle midzone. Gene Ontology annotation, biological process: mitotic cell cycle; attachment of spindle microtubules to kinetochore. The record is from RefSeq and is a predicted model, not a curated record. The transcript has 2 exons.